Molecule: messenger RNA, 2838 nt
Organism: Wickerhamiella sorbophila
Lineage: Eukaryota; Fungi; Ascomycota; Dipodascomycetes; Dipodascales; Trichomonascaceae
Product: DNA polymerase V
Exons: 1
Coding region: 1-2838 (945 amino acids)
Biological process (GO): regulation of DNA-templated transcription
Cellular component (GO): nucleolus
Molecular function (GO): transcription factor binding; rDNA binding
Source: RefSeq, a predicted model, not a curated record
AUGUCCCUGCUGGAUCACUACUGGACUCUGGCCAGCGACGAUCCUUCGCAGCGUAUAGAGGCUGCUGAAGCUCUGAUCAAGGGGCUUCUGGAUGCCGAUUCUGAGAGUGAUUGGGACUACGCGUUGAACCGGUUGAUCACUGGUUUGUCUUCUACUCGCGGAUCAGCCCGCCUUGGUUUUUCCAUGGCACUAGCAGAGGUUCUCAACACCCGCAAAUCCCAUAUUCCUAUUUCAGAAUACCUCGAGAAAACUUCAAAAGCUUUUGUCGUCACUGGUAGCAUGAAGGGUGCCGAGGAAAGAGGACUGUUGUUUGGUAAACUUUUCGCGCUUCAGACGCUCGCUAAAUCGCCCCUGUGGGAAAAGGCGUCACUACAAGACUUCAAUGAGUUUGUUAAUAUGGCCUUGGCUCUUAGCUUGAAAAAGGUCUGGCUGCGUGAACCAGUUUUUUACGCGAUUUGUGAGCUUGUUCAAUCUCUGCAGGGCACGUUUAAUUUUGAUCGCGACGAAGCUCUCGAGUUUCUGUUCAAAAAGAUCCAUGAAAAAAACCUUACUGCUACUUGUGAGGGUAUCGCCAUUGCUCUGUCUGUAUCUGCUGAAGAGCGAUCAAAGUUCAACGAUCUGGGCGAAUGGAAAACCGGAAACCCUUUGGCCAAGGGCAACCUGGCAGAUCUCGCCCGUAUCCUGAAAGAUCUACCGGUAAGCACCAGCGACUCUCAGCGUAGUAACUGGAAACCAAGUGUUCAUUUUGUCUGGCAUUUCUUGCUCAAGGAGUUUUCUCAAGCUGCCACCCCUAAUGAUGAAGGUCCGCCUCGUAAAAAGCACAAGAAAGAUAAGAAGGAUAAAAAAGGGAAGAAGGCAACCAAACAAGAUGAUGGUGUCAUUGGUCUGGCUGAAUUUUGGCGUGCUACCAUUGACGAUGGAUUUUUCGCAAACUCUGCAUCUCCGGAGCGAAAGAUGUGGGGGUUUGAGAUUUUCAUCUUGGCAGUACCUCAGCAGGACAAUGUGGCUGCGCUAUUGACUCCGAAUCUGACCCGAUCACUAGCCAAUCAGUUGGCCCAAAGCGAUAGGUAUCUCCACAAGAUGGCCAAGCGUGUUGUCUCGGUUUUAAUGGACAUUAGUCGCUCUCAGCACACUAAGGCCGCUGCUAUUGUAGAAACUUUGCUCUCUCACAUGGAACACUUUGAUCGUAUUUCAAAAUCAGCUCUUAUUCAUGACCUUAUCCCCUUAGCCGCAGAUCAAAAUCGUCUCACCGCCAUGUUUUUGAAGACGUUCAAGGAGAAUAAGGAACAGCAGCCUAAAGCCCAGUCUGCACUAGACAGUAUUAUUCACAUGAUCAAGUCAAGUAAAAAUGCGGAUGAUAUUGCCUGGAUCCGAGGUGUUUUAGAUGAACUUGUUCCUAUUGCCUAUUUUGAGUCUGAUUUACCUGAGAGCAUGGUGGAAAUGGUUCAACAGAGGAUUACCUCCAUCUUGUCUCAUACUUUGGGGAGGAUGAUUGCACCAACCGGCUCUUGGCCCUACGAGGUUCUUAAAAUCAUUCUUGAUUUGCAAAAGCGUGGCCGAGAUACUCGUGUGACGUUUGAGGGAGAGAUUCUGAAAACCAAACUCAAGGCGGAAGCCACUGUUGAGAAAAUUCACAAGAAGCGAGUUUCAUCUCCUCAUGUGGAUUCUCCGCAACUUCAAGCUUUCGAGUUGCUGUUUUCAAUGGUGCUACUGCAGCUUUACUCCUCCAAUACGGAGGCAGUCGCUUUGCUCGACGAGCUCCAGAUGGUAUAUUCAAAGUUCGCCGGUCGCGAGCAGGUAGACGAUGACGAUGAGAGUUACGAUGCGAGUCAGGUUCUUACUGAGGUUAUUAUUAGUUUCCUAGCUCAGCAGUCUGCGCUGCUGCGAAAGCUUUCCGAAGAGGUUUGGGCUUCAUUCACAAACCAAAUCACCACGGGUUCCUUGCAACUCUUGUACAACAUUUUGAGUGCCCGCGAGAGUCUUGAAGGUCAGGAGGAGUUGUUCGACAUCGAAGACGACGAGGUAGAAGCUGAGGGUGAUGACGAGGGCGAAGAAGAAGACAUGGAGGAGGAGGAGGAGGAGGAAGAAGACGAGGCCAGUGAUUCGGAAUCAGAAAGUGACGACGACGAAAGCGAAGGCGAAACCCCUGACGAAGAGAACGCCGUCGAUGCUGAGGCCGAGAGAGCGCUUGCCCAAACUUUGGGUGUGAAUCCUGAUAAUGACGACGAUGACGAAGAAGAAGAAGAUUCGAUGGAUGAUGAACAAAUGAUCGCGUUAGACGGCCAGCUUGCGGCAAUUUUCAAAGACAGACAAAAGCAGUUGAGUAAGUCCAAGGUACGCAAGCAGGAGGUGCAGAAAGCAAAACAGAAUGUCACCUAUCUCAAAAGUAGAGUUUUGGACUUGCUGGACAUCUACGUGAGAAAGCAACCUACUAAUCUGGAUGGAUUGAGCAUGGCAAUUCCGAUCCUUGAAAUGAUUCGUACCACCAAUGACCGACAAAUUGGAGAUAAGGCUCGAGAGUUUCUGAAAACCAAACUUUGUCGCAAAACUAAUUAUACACUAGACGGUGAAGAGGAUUUGGAACUAGCCAUCACUAUUUUGCAAAGCGUGCUUGAAGAAGCUGCUGCGUCCACCUCAAAGGCCCAUGGAUUGGCCGCCAACCAGGUAGGUGUUUUGGUAACCAAGUUGCUUGUUUCAUACGAUGCUGGUCUUAUAGAGAUCGUGACUGCACAGUAUAUGCGUGCGCUGAAUGAGUGGUUCAAGUCGCCCAAAAACCAGACCACACCAAACAUGUUUAUCGACAUGAUUAAUUAUCUUGCAAGCAAAAGAGGGAAUUAA